AUGUUUGACCCCUCGCAGUAUCCCUACAACUGCUUCAAUUACGACGCCGACGACUACCCCGCCUGCAGCUCCGACGAAGACAAGAGGCUCACGCGGCCCGCGUACAGCUACAUCGCCUUGAUCGCCAUGGCCAUCCAACAGAGCCCCGCGGGGAGGGUGACCCUGUCCGGCAUCUACGACUUCAUCAUGCGCAAGUUCCCCUAUUACCGCGCCAACCAGCGCGCCUGGCAGAACUCCAUCCGCCACAACCUGUCCCUCAACAGCUGCUUCGUCAAGGUGCCGCGGUCCGAGGGCCACGAGAAGGGCAAAGGCAACUACUGGACUUUCGCGGGCGGCUGCGAGUCGCUGCUGGACCUCUUCGAGAACGGCAACUACCGGCGGCGGCGACGGCGGCGCGGCCCCAAGCGCGAGGGGCUG
Rhinopithecus roxellana (golden snub-nosed monkey) is the source of this 417-nucleotide messenger RNA. Its product is annotated as forkhead box protein I2. Lineage: Eukaryota; Metazoa; Chordata; Mammalia; Primates; Cercopithecidae. The record is from RefSeq and is a predicted model, not a curated record. Gene Ontology annotation, biological process: anatomical structure morphogenesis; cell differentiation; regulation of transcription by RNA polymerase II. Gene Ontology annotation, molecular function: RNA polymerase II cis-regulatory region sequence-specific DNA binding; DNA-binding transcription factor activity, RNA polymerase II-specific. The transcript has 3 exons. The annotation marks the transcript as partial.